Molecule: messenger RNA, 909 nt
Organism: Leishmania braziliensis MHOM/BR/75/M2904
Lineage: Eukaryota; Euglenozoa; Kinetoplastea; Trypanosomatida; Trypanosomatidae
Exons: 1
Coding region: 1-909 (302 amino acids)
Source: RefSeq, a predicted model, not a curated record
AUGCUGCAGACCGCGACAAAUUCGAACGUGCUCCCGCUGAGCGGCGGCCGCAGCGCGCUGAACCAUGGCUAUUCGAUGCACACUCUCGCACGUAAGCGCUUCGCGGAGAACACGUCUGCCUUAGCGGUGACAGUCGGCUUCGUGCUGCCGGUGCUGAACGGGGUAAACAAGCAGCUGGAUAAGCACGUCGACGCCGGCACAGAUGUGUCCAUGGAUGAGCUGCUGCAGAUCUUCGCCAACUCUGGCAAGGACGCGGCGGUGCUGUACGCUGAUCGCCUGGCACGCAUCGGCUGUCAGACGGCCAUGGCCUGCGCGCUCAUCGAGAGCAAGUCCGCCUACGGGAAUGCCGCCGUAUACCUGUGGGACCUGUAUCCCCGCCUUCACCAACGGUAUGUGGGUGCCGUGCUCAGCUGGCUGCGCAUCCCCGUCUUCGUGAGCAGCCUUCUGGGCCCGAAGCCGACGGCGCAAGACGUAGCCUUCCUGCAAGCUCGCGUGUCGUGCGUGUGCGCCUUCGAGGACAGCCUGCGCCGUGACACCAUCACGCUGUUUGGCGACCUCCUUGUUGACACGGCGCGCAUUAUGAUGCGCCGCGAUGUCGAGAACCCGACCGAGGCCAUUGCUCGGCAGACAGUGCUGCGCGUGACUGUCACUUUGGUCGGCGCCAUUGGUGCCGGCGUGGGUCGCGCUGCCAUUGGAGAGCGCGGUGAGUACUGGGGCAACAUUGCAGGCACGAUGGCCGGGCCUGCGAUUGCGGUGCAGCUGUGGAUGGUAGUGCGGAAGUUCCGCGUGCUGCGCCCACGCCGCUCCACUGACGGCAGCAAAGGUCACCGUCACCGUCACGGCACGUCUGAAGGCUCGAGGGCUGCUGCCGCCUCCGCCGCCGCCGGCGCUGCACCUGCCACGGCGUAG